Molecule: messenger RNA, 1497 nt
Organism: Cyphellophora attinorum
Lineage: Eukaryota; Fungi; Ascomycota; Eurotiomycetes; Chaetothyriales; Cyphellophoraceae
Product: putative transporter
Exons: 1
Coding region: 1-1497 (498 amino acids)
Biological process (GO): transmembrane transport
Cellular component (GO): membrane
Molecular function (GO): transmembrane transporter activity
Source: RefSeq, a predicted model, not a curated record
AUGAGAGGAAUCGGUACAAACGAUACGCGUGAUGUCGAAGCGCCUGCGGAUCCAACCUCUGACGGUUUCAAGAUGGCGGACCAUCUCGAGCUCGAAGAGACCAAGUCUGCAGGUGCGACGCCAGCGGAAAGCUUUAACUACGGCAUAGAUCCGACCCACCAGAAGCGAGUGAUUCGCAAGAUCGACUUGCGCCUUUUGCCGAUACUUGGGCUGAUGUACAGCAUAUCACUCGUCGAUCGAACGAAUCUCGGACUGGCCUUGGUCGCUGGGAUGCAAGAGGAUCUCGACCUUGCGGUUGGAAAUCGAUACACGAUCAUUGUCAUGGUAUUUUUCGUGGCCUACAUCAUUUUCGAGAUACCCAGUAACCUGAUCCUCCCAAAGGCCGGCGCCGCAAAUUGGCUUGCUUUUCUUGGAGUCAGCUUUGGGGCGAUUCUAAUCAGUAUGGGCUUCACUAAGUCCUGGGGUACAAUGGCUCUUUGUAGAGCACUCUUGGGCGUUCUUGAAGCUGGCUUCUUGCCUGGCUGUACCUAUCUGAUCACCUGUUGGUAUCAGAGGUUCGAAGUCGGGAAGCGGCUGGCUGGUUUCUGGAUCCUGUCAGUGCUUACUGGAGGUUUCUCGGCUAUCUUCGCCUACGUAUUGACUCUGUUACGUGGCAAAGCUGGGCUCAAUGGCUGGUCCUGGAUCUUCAUCAUUGAAGGUGCCAUUACCUGUGCAGUGUGUAUAGCGGGAUGGUUUAUCAUCAUCGAUUUCCCCUCGAAGGUCAAGUCUUUCCUCACGCCAGAAGAGAAGCAGUUCGUAAUUGAUCGAAUCAACAACGACCGCGGCGACGCAAUCGAAGACGAAAUAAACCUGCGUAAAAUCCUGCACCACCUCAAGGAUUGGCGCCUCUAUUUCUGGGCCUUCAACCUCAUGGCGUCUACACUUCCAGGAUACGCCUACAGUUACUUCCUCCCUGUCAUACUUCGAUCUGGCAUGGGUUACUCGACUUCACAGUCACAGCUGUUGUCCGCGCCGCCGUAUGUCCUCUCAGCCAUCAUGACUUACGUAUCUGGAUUUCUAGGAGACCGCUACAAGAUUCGGGGGCCAGUUAUUGCCGUUCAUCAACUGAUCACAGCCAUUGGGAUGAUCAUCACAGCCUACGGAAGAAGCAACGCGUUCCGCUACUUUGGAGCCUUCCUUGGCAUUGGGUUUCUACAGUACUGCGUUCCAGGUGUCUUGACGUAUCAAGCGAACAAUAUCACUUCACACAGCAAGCGAGCUGUAGCUUCUGCGACCUGCAUCAUUGGUGGCGGCAUUGGGGGCAUCGCCGCGAGUGUGGCGUUCAAGAGCAGCGAGAGUCCAAACUAUGGAACGGGCAUAUGGACCACGUUUGCCGUGAGCAUGGUCAGCAUUUCUCUGAUCGGAGUCAUGGAUUUCUGGUUUUGGAGAUGCAACAAAGCGGCCAAGCAAGGCCUGCGGCAGAAUGAGGGCCGACACAUGUGGUUUUACACACUGUAA